Messenger RNA from Closterium sp. NIES-65, 3912 nucleotides. The record is from the annotation of a GenBank genome assembly. Lineage: Eukaryota; Viridiplantae; Streptophyta; Zygnematophyceae; Desmidiales; Closteriaceae.
AUGCCUCCGAAGGGUCGCUCGACUAAGGCGGCCGUGGAUGUUACUCUCCCUGACGACAUCAUGCCGGAUCAGAACUUCACGCCAACACCUGUGGACGAAGAGGCUGUUGGGAAGGAUUCGGCACACACGGUGAACUCGUCCAAGGAUAAGGCUGUCGCGGUUGAGCCGGCAUCAGUGUCUGCUGCUGGUGCUGCGGGAAGCUCGGGACUGACAGUGGAGGAAAAGAGUCAGUUGCAUCAGUCCGUGGUUGCCGACGAGGAAGAGUUUCUGGAAGACGACUCGGAAGAAGAGUUAGACAUUGAUAUCGCAAAGGAAGAUGCUUUCCGCCUCCGCUUUACCGUUAUCUUACUCAUUCCGAUGGUGCUGUCACAGGAGAUCAAAGCUAUCAUCUCAGCCGUCCGUCUUCUGAUGUCUAAGGUGUGGUGCUCCUCCCUUACCGCGAAUGCUGGAAUCACGGCCAACAUUCAGGAGAUGACUCCUGGUUACGUGGCGAAGACGCGCUUCUGCCGGCUGCAAAUUUCCUUCCUGGACGAGAGGGAUGCUCACCAUAUCAAGUCACAUGUCUUCGAGUACCAGAAGGCGCACGGUCCGGCAAUCUGGCAGCACACGGAAGAUUCCUCGUACCUUAAGGAGAAAGCUGCUCACCCUCUUGCUAUUGAAGUGCUUUUUCGUCGCGUACCUGCUAACAUUGUCCCUGAGGUGCUGAAGGAUCUGCUCGUCCGCUUCAAGCUAAAGAUGCGGAAGCAGUCUGCCUUCAAAGAGGGUUUUGCUUUCCACCGCGUGGCUCAUCCUCUUACCGGUGCGGAUACUGAUGUGAUCAAGGGCCUGGCACUGACGUCCCCGUUUGCUCUCGCAGCCUCAUCCCUGAGCACCUCCGCUCUGAUCACCCCCAUCUUGAAAGAUCCUGCGAUUGCACUUAUCUCAACCGGCAGCAACCGCGAGGAGUGGAUCUGUACGCAAUUGUGCUGUGGAAAGGCGAAAGGAAAAUCCUUCAUGGCUGCUGCAGACCACAUCGUCUCAGCGACUCACCUGCUGAACUUGGAGAAGCUGGGCACAGCAACAAAGGUCUCACUGGACAAGGCGGUCCUUGCCAGCCUGAAGAAAGACUAUGGAGCCACCACUCACCUGGGUCCCGGGAUCUGGAGGCUGCACGCAGCAGCAAUCGGAAGGCCAGGAGUGCGGAAGGCGGUGGAAGCCGCUCUUACCAAGGCGGCGGAGAACGGAGUAGAGGACUUUCAGCUGCUGUUGGGUAGGCUGAACGCGGGUCUGCGCUCAUACAUGAAAGAGGAGGGGAAGAGGAUUAAGAGAACUAUUGCUCAUCUGGUAGAUGUAGUUGCGGAGCUGAGGCAGGAGCAGAUGCGGAGUCCAGGCUGUCAGCGGACGAGAGAUCUUCUGCUGGUCAGAGAAACGCAACUGCACGAAUAUCAUGCGGCCAAGCGGGACAGGUUGCACCUGAUGGCAGGCACGAACACGGAGCUUGCAGGGGAGGUUCCGUCUCCCUUCCUGUCGGCACGGGUGAAGGUCAGAAAGCAGCGCACGCAAAUCGCGGAGUUAAUGGUGGGUGGGACGACAGUUUCAGACGCUCAGGGAAUUCUGAAAGCAGCCACUCAGUACUACACCGACCUGUUUGGAGCAGACGGCAGGACUUCGUCGGAGCGGUGGAAGCCACUUCCGGGGAAAAGGCUGAAUGCGGAGGCGGCGGAGAUGUUGGAAGCAGAUUGGACGGAGCAGGAAGUGAAACAGGCCUUCAAGGCGCUGGCUAACAAUAAGUCGCCGGGGAAGGACGGCCUUCCGAAAGAACUUUUCGAACGGAACUGGGACAUCUUGGGUGGGGAAUUCCUUAGAAUGGCGCAGAACUUCUCUGACACGGCUUCAAUUCCUGCCAGCAUUAAGGAAGCAGUCACCAUUUUGCUUCAUAAAAAGGGAGACAAGGACAAGCUGGACAAUUACAGACCAAUCACUCUACUUAACUUCACUUACAAAGUUCUGGCGCGUGUGGUGGCGAACAGGAUGAGGCCCUUGCUUCACCGAGUAAUCUCCGAGGAACAGUAUGGGUUCAUACCCGGGAGGAGAAUCUCGGACGCGAUCGGUGUGGUAGCCGACGUGAUUGAGGCGGCAAAGAAGGGUGACGAGGACUGGUACUUGCUGUUGGUUGACUUCCGCAAAGCGUUUGACUCCGUCUCAAGAAGCUUCAUCUUCACGGUCCUCAGGGAGAUGGGUUUCCCGGAGAGGUUCGUCGGCUGGGUGGAGGGCCUGCACAGGGAGACAAAGACAAGACUUUUAGUUAACGGCUGGCUGGGCGAAGCGGUAGAUGUGAAGUCAGGAGUCAGGCAAGGGUGUCCACUCGCCCCUUACCUCUUCCUGUGCGCGGUGGAACCCCUUGCGCAAGAAGCUUGCCGUCGCAAACUCGGACUCUGCAACAAGGCAGGGCAGCGGCUGGUAUACCUGGGUUAUGCGGAUGACACGACACUCUUCCUGGAGGGGAAGCGACAGAUUGCCAGGGCUGAAAAACUCUUGGACUACUUCGCGCAACUGUCGGGUUUGGCGACAAACAGAGACAAGUCAGUGGUCAUGCCGCUCGGUCACAACCUUGGGCGGAGACCUGGGACGCUGGGAGGUUUUAAGUGGGCAAAGGCGGACGAAGCGGAGCGGUUACUCGGGGUGUGGGUCACUCCCUCUGGAAGCAGUGCGCCAACCUGGCAGAGAGCCUUCGAAAAAAUCACAGUUGAGCUGAUAAAAUGGAAGGCGCUCUUCCUCACGAUCGCGGCCAGAGUGGUGAUCAUAAAUUGCUACAUCACGCCGAGAAUCGCUUACCAGGCGCAGGUGUAUCCCCCACCUGAGAACGUCUGGAAGCAGCUCUUGAAGCUGAUGCACAACUUUCUGUCAGGGAAUAACGCAUUGGCGGAUGGGAGCUAUUUCCUUUGGAGCUGGGAUCUUCUUUCCACCCCCAGAGUGGACGGCGGCCUUGGGGUGCUGGAUCCGGAUAUCCUACUCGCUUGUUUGGUUGCCAGGAGGAUCGGCGGCGUAGCAGCGGUUAAGGACAUGGAAAUCCUGGAGAGGGAGCUGAGAGGGAAAGAGUCAGCACGCUUGGCUCUCAAGGCGUUGGCAGCUGCUCCACCAGAUUGGAAGAACCUCUUGGUACCUGGCUCGGCACAGGGGGCUGGGGGAGUUUCUGGAGCUGUUUCACCCAGAGGGGAGGGAAGCGCAGUUACCUCGAUCUUCAGGUCAGCCAUAUUUGUGGACGGGCAGCUCGCCCCUCUGAAGCGGUUGAGGGAGGCAUGGGCCAAGCCUACCGCAAUCCUGACGAAACAAGAGAAGUGGGCUGGUCGCUGGAGUGGAAAGAUUGACUGGCAGCGGGUUAUUCGUACACGUAACUCGCUCGCUAUCCCGAGCCGGCCACGUGACGUCCUCACGCGGGUGCAUAACCUGAACCUACAGGUUGGGGAGAGGGUGGAUUUUUUGAGCUGCAAGCCGAAGUGCCCAUACUGCGGGGAGGAGGAGACGCAUGAACACUGCCUGUUCACCUGCCCUAGAAUUCAACCAGUGGUCUCAGGGCUACGUCGUGCCCUCCGCAUGCUCAACCCUUCACGGUCUCCGAGCUCGUUGGGAGACCUGCUGUUCAUGGAAUCUGGAACAGUGACUGACUUUCCAGAAGGAACGCUCACGGCUAUCGCCCUCCACCAGCUGUGGGUGGAACGAUGUGAUGCCACGUUUCGAGGGCAGAAGUUCAGAGCGAGGAGGGUGCUCAGGAGGAUCGGGUGGGGAUACCGCGGAAUCCGCGCUGGUGUCGGACGGGGACGGGUGAAGGAUAAGCCGCGCGCAGCUGGUCCUGGUGACGGCGAGGAGGAGCAGGAGGGAGAGAGUGAGGGGAAGCAGCUUGCGAGCCGAGUGAAGCCAGGCGUCGGCCAUUGA